Didymella exigua CBS 183.55 is the source of this 1039-nucleotide messenger RNA. RefSeq lists its product as uncharacterized. Gene Ontology annotation, molecular function: protein binding. Lineage: Eukaryota; Fungi; Ascomycota; Dothideomycetes; Pleosporales; Didymellaceae. Bases 440 to 1039 code for a protein of 199 amino acids. The transcript has 2 exons. The record is from RefSeq and is a predicted model, not a curated record.
AAUGCAUUGUAGACACAGGGCGAAUAAAAACUCUCGUUCUCUGCCUGCAACAUACUUGGACAAUUAUUGAGAUAAAAAACUAACAAUAAACUGCUGCAGAAUGCCAGUCAAAAGGCGACGCCCUACUCGCGCUGCGGCGGCUCGAAUCGAGCCGUAUGACUACUGUCGUUGUCCAUCGAAGCCAACCGCUCAGGAAAAGUACUUCUAUGAGUCAAAUGGUAAUGGACAGCCGAUUUUCAAUCCAGGGCAUGACCAUAGCUGAUGUAUUUGCCCUCCCUCCAGAAUCAGGGCAUUACACCUUGUAAACUACCAAUGGCAGAAGGAAGUUCGCCCUGCAAACCAUCUAAGACCCUGGCCACCUACAAGUCCAUCACAAUUGAUGAACCUGUAGUCCUUGUUCGAAAACGCGACCGGUGCCACAGCUAAGCAGCUAAUCAAGAUGUGCGGCAAGCCAGUUAGUCACUAUUGUCUCGGUAAAUACUGCUGGCAAGGAGCGAGAUCAAUUGGCGGUUUCUUCUGCCAGGAAGAUACUUGCGAUCAUACUUUCAGUGAGUGGCUCACUGGCGCCGAAGGUUGGGAAGAGCGCUUUGAGAUUAGUGCGAUCCCUGACAUGGGCUACGGUCUCCAUUCCAAACAAGAAUGGGAGAAGGUCUUGGUUGGCCCAGAGUUCUCGAAGACGAGCGCUAGAGUUGCUUAUGUCGAUGCGGAGCAUUGCGAGAACUACACGAGGUUCUGCAACCACAGUUGCGACAACAAUGAGAACACUGCCGAGGCAAGGGCCGGGAAGGAGAGGGUACUGGUGCUCAAAGCAGAGAAAGAUACUGCUGUUGGUGAGCAGAUCACCGUCGACUAUGACAGCGACUACUUCACGAACAGGAAGUGUCUGUGUGGGUCAGCAAGGUGUAAGUACCCGGACGCAGUAAAUGCAGUAAGCGUCAGUGGUUUGCGUUGCAGUGUGAAGAAGGCAAGUCAACUAGGACAUGAUAGGGCGAUUCGCUAUGAUUCUGUGUCGGAACCGGACGAGAUGGAAAUGGUAUGA